This is a messenger RNA of Penicillium roqueforti, 1077 nucleotides long. RefSeq names its product putative NAD binding Rossmann fold oxidoreductase. NCBI's taxonomy places the organism in Eukaryota, Fungi, Ascomycota, Eurotiomycetes, Eurotiales, Aspergillaceae. Bases 1 to 1077 code for a protein of 358 amino acids. Gene Ontology annotation, molecular function: nucleotide binding. The record is from RefSeq and is a predicted model, not a curated record. The transcript is spliced from 4 exons.
AUGGCUAAGACUUACAACGUCGGUAUUGUCGGCUACGGCUUCAGCGCGAAGAUCUUCCACAUUCCCUUCGUGACGGAGGUUCCCGAGCUCAAGCUCUACGCAGUUGUCCAGCGCACACCGAAGCAGGAUGACGAUGCCGAGAAGGACCACCCCGGUGUGAAGUCGUACCGUAGCGCUGAGGAGAUGGUCCAGGACCCCGCAGUCGACGUGGUGAUCAUCACUACUGCCCCCGACUCUCACUUCGCACUGUCCAAGCUGGCACUGGAGGCUGGCAAGCACGUUGUCUGCGAGAAGCCCUUCACCCCCACUUCCAAGGAAGCGGAUGAACUCGUCGCCCUUGCAAAGAAGAACAACAAACAGCUUGCCGUAUACCAGAAUCGCCGCUUCGAUGCCGACUACGUGACCCUCUCCAAGCUCGUCAAGAACGGCUCAUUCGGCCGCAUCUCCGAGUUUGAAACCCACUUCGACCGUCACCGUCCAGAGGAGCCGGCCAACUCUACCUCAUGGAAGAACAAGGUCAUCCCUGGUGGCUCAGCGAUCUAUGACCUUGGAACCCACCUCCUUGAUCAGGUCGUGCAUCUGCUCGGACUGCCCGCACGAGUAACCGCUUUCAUUGGCUCCGCCCGGGAGCACAACACGACUUCAUACGAGGACUCCUUCACCGUUCUGCUGCACUAUGCCAACGGCAGUAUGGUUACCGCCAAGGCGACUGUGGUCAGCCCCGAGGAAGAGCAGCUGCGCUUCUGGGUGCGCGGUACCGAGGGUAGCUUCAAGAAGUACCACCUCGAUAUCCAAGAAGAUCAGCUCAAGGCCGGCAUCAAGCCCCAGGAUAAGGGAUACGGUCGUGAGCCCAGUGAGCGUUACGGUACUCUGACAACCAUCAAGGACGGCAACCCCGUCAAGGAGGUGGUUCCCACCGUCGAGCCCCCCACUUACACCGAGUACUACCGCAAGCUUGUUCGCGGUCUUGGUGGCGAGGGUGACCUUCCUGCUAGCGGCGCGGAGGCUGCUCAGGUCAUUCGUUUGAUCGAGUUGGCUCGUGAGAGUUCCAGCGUUGGACGUACUUUGGACGUCUAA